This is a messenger RNA of Gaeumannomyces tritici R3-111a-1, 1699 nucleotides long. RefSeq lists its product as hypothetical. The transcript has a single exon. Bases 798 to 1370 code for a protein of 190 amino acids. Lineage: Eukaryota; Fungi; Ascomycota; Sordariomycetes; Magnaporthales; Magnaporthaceae. The record is from RefSeq and is a predicted model, not a curated record.
UCGAGUUUCGGUCCAACACUGGAAGUUCUCUCUGCCGGACAUGACAUGGCGAUAACGACAAAUAUUCUCUGCAGGCGGCAACCUGCCCGACGGCAUUAUCUCCUACCUGGCCAUCCUCGAUUCGGAAGGUCGUCCAUGUUGAUUUACCCAGCAACAACAUUGGCAUGUCGAGAUAUGCAAUCCCCGCGUCUACUUCAACCCUGUCCCACCCCCAGGCCGACGUCACAGCGGGGAGUUUGGCAAAGUGCGGGGAUCAAUUCCAUGCUUUGUUAUAGAAGGCUCUAAUUGUCCUGUAUAAUUCCCUGCCUAUUUUGGUGUCGGUGCCUAGCCAAGCCAGGGGGCGGUGCAGCUGCUAGCCUCUCCUGUCGUAUUUUGGCGCGCUCCCGUCUCCAUCCUCAGGGCGCGGUCGUCGCACAGCAUGGGCCAACCUCGGACUCUGUCCAUCUCUCCUCAUCCAAAGAUGUCCCAUGUGCUGACAUGGCAGCAUCGCCAACCAUGAAUACGGUGAGAAUGUCAGACUGCGACUGCGGCACAGCAGGGGGAGCCGUCUCAGCAUAGGUAGCCGGCCGGAUAGUGAGGUCAUGUUCCGCGCAUGGAAAUGAAUGAAAAUGCCUCGAUCCCUCGACCUCUCGACCUUUGAAAGAAGACGAUUUCCAGCAAGGACGCUAUUUGCCGUUGGAUCCCAUAACGCUCUCUCUUGAAAUCGCAUAACCACCUACAUCACUGCUCUGUAUAGCAUUCCGAGAUCUCCUGAGCCGAUUGUUUGUACCUUUACGCGCACUCUUCGACUCGACAUCAUGCCCGCCAUCCUCCUCAGCCGCGACACGCGAACCACUGUCACUGCUCUGAGCGCCGUGGCCAUCGUUGUCUACAUCCUGAUACCAAUCGUGAUCCUCAGCCUGAUCGUCGCAACUGUCUGGCUCGUAUUUCGCAACAAGAAACGCCGCAAGGCCCAGGCCCUGGCACAGGCAGAGGGCAGCAACGUCCACCUCUACUCUAACGGCUACCAAAACACCCAAAACGUCCAAAACACCGGCUACUACCCCCACGGACAGCAAUUAGGCGGUGCCAACGGUGGCGGUGGAUGGGUCGUCAACAGCACUCCCGCCUACGGCGGCAACAACACCGGGGGUGGCUGGGCUCCAAACGGCAGCAGUGGCCCUGCCGCUCCCGUCUUCCGCGCCAUGCCACCCCCGGCGGAUGAUACCGAGCACGGCGCUUCUCAUGCUGGCGACGCGAACAGCAACAGCGCCGUAGGCCCAGCCGAGGGCAUCGCUCCUCCUCAAGCCGUUUACAGCCAUACGUCAAACUCAACCUCCACUUCCACAGCCAACCUCACCGGAAACACCCAGCCGCCCCCCGCUAGGUAGCACCCAACACGAAACUGUACAUUCAGACGCCGUUUUACAAAGCAUUCCAUAUUCUUUUAGCGAUUCUGCCAUGUUUAUCUGCCCUUCUCGGCUAUAUCAUAUUUCCCACAGCCUUUGUCUUGUAUCUACGAGUCGCAUUUUUGUAUUGAUCUACCUGGCUUUUGCGGCUUAAUUGGGCGUCUUGGGGUGUGGAUUAGAGGUUUACCUGUUCAGGAGGCUGGCGCAACUUUUCAAGCAUAAAAAAUAAGAAGCCCGGGACAUCUCGAACGAAGCUUCUCCUAUUCUGUCCGCACGAGUUGUUCCGUUAACCACAAAAAAUCAGUUUCUGC